Molecule: messenger RNA, 1182 nt
Organism: Lachancea meyersii CBS 8951
Lineage: Eukaryota; Fungi; Ascomycota; Saccharomycetes; Saccharomycetales; Saccharomycetaceae
Source: the annotation of a GenBank genome assembly
AUGUUGAGAGACUCAAGUUGGAAGCUAGCAAGCGGAUUUUGUUGACAAUUGACCGCAAAGAUGACUGUGACAGGUUUAGAUGCUAGCAAAGUGAAAAUCUCCCUUGUGGAUACCCCGUCCAAGCCACGACUCAACGACGAGUUAGUCUUCGGGAGGACAUUCACAGACCACAUGUUGACCGUGGAAUGGACUAAGGAAAAAGGUUGGGACGUGCCAGAGAUCAAGCCAUAUGGCAACCUCAUCCUAGAUCCUUCUUGUGCUGUGUUCCACUACGGAUUCGAGCUGUUUGAGGGUUUAAAGGCCUACAAGACUUCGGACAAUCAGGUUACGAUGUUCCGCCCAGAUAUGAACAUGAAGCGUCUCAACAAGUCUGCAGCAAGAAUCUGCUUGCCCAUUGUGGACCCAGAGGAGCUUAUCAAGCUGAUGGGCAAGCUCAUCGAGCAAGACAAACAUCUGGUGCCUGAGGGCCGCGGUUACUCUCUAUAUCUUAGACCAACCAUGAUAGGGACCACUGCUGCGCUCGGCGUGAGUGCACCAGACAAAGCCCUCCUGUUCGUUAUUGCAUCUCCUGUGGGACCUUACUACAAAACUGGUUUCAAAGCUGUGAGACUGGAGGCUACGGACUACGCUACCAGAGCAUGGCCCGGUGGUGUGGGCGACAAGAAACUGGGUGCAAACUAUGCACCAUGCGCUCUGCCUCACCAACAAGCUGCUGCAAGAGGCUACCAUCAGAAUCUUUGGCUAUUUGGGCAUGAAAAGAACAUUACCGAAGUGGGUACCAUGAACGUGUUUUUCGUUUUCAAAGACGCUGUCACUGGCAAGAACGAGCUGGUGACAGCGCCCUUGGACGGUACUAUUUUGGAAGGUGUUACGAGAGACUCAAUUCUAACUUUAGCCAAGGAAAACUUGAGCUCCGAAGAAUGGACUAUCUCUGAGCGCUACUUCAGCAUCAGAGAAGUUGAGGAGAGAGCUGCUAAAGGUGAAUUAGUCGAAGCCUUUGGUUCUGGUACCGCUGCAGUUGUCUCCCCCAUCAAGGAGAUCGACUGGAAGGGAAGUGCCAUUCACGUUCCUCUUCAGCCUGACAAGCAGACUGGAGCUCUGGCCGAGCGAGUGGCUAGAUGGAUCGCUGACAUCCAGUAGGGUGAGGCGAAGUACGAAAACUGGUCUCGCAUUGUUGCUUGA